Physcomitrium patens is the source of this 2400-nucleotide messenger RNA. Its product is annotated as putative aquaporin NIP5-1. Gene Ontology annotation, cellular component: membrane. Gene Ontology annotation, biological process: transmembrane transport. The record is from RefSeq and is a predicted model, not a curated record. Lineage: Eukaryota; Viridiplantae; Streptophyta; Bryopsida; Funariales; Funariaceae. Gene Ontology annotation, molecular function: channel activity.
CCAACAAGCGAAACUAUUCUCAGUAUCUGCAGGCUGCAUCUUCCUCGUACUGAGCUUGACUCUCCCUCUAUUAUUAUGGCAUUCCUUAGUAUCCAAAAUUCUAUCUUUUCUAUCAUACAGCUCUGCUUCGUAGCUCUCCAGCGGUGAACACUGCUCCUUUGUAUUGUUGUGUGUGGCCCUUGCCUCUCGAUUCUGCAUUUAUCACUAGGUUUGAGGCCUCAUUAAAUUGGAUUCGAAAGCGGGGAGACUGCUGGUUGCUUGCUGAUGCCUUGGUUGUAAAACUACGAACAGAGCCAAUGUUAUUUUCUGUAAUUGUGAACAUAGUUGUUCCCUUCCGUAGUUUUAUCGGACUGCCUUCUCCUGUUGUCCAACUGAUGUUAUUUGGCAGUUUGAUUUCACUUCAAACGUGUCAUAAGUUAUUUGUGGUUCUUCUAAAAACCAAUGCAACACUACUCUUGCUCGAAACAUUGUCAAGUUAGACGCAAGCAGAGGAAGCAACGACCAUAAUUCCUCAAUACCGCUACUUUAAAACCUCUCCAAAAAUGUAAGGUGUUCCUUCGUAGAAACCCAACUCAACACUCAAAAAACCAAAAAAAUUAUGUUUUCCGAAAAAGAAAAUUGAGAGGAAAGUUGCUCUGCAAAUUCUCUGAGUGUAGUGGACGAAUUCUGACUCCUAAACAGCAGUUGUAAUCGUAAAAUCUGUUGCUCGAAUAUGAUAAAUUAGAACCGUACUGGAGUCUACAUUCCCACAGGCGCUGGAACAAAAUAAGUGUUAGAUACACUUAAAAAGUCGGAGAGUAGAAAAGAUGGUGAAAGUUGAGACAGCAGCAGCUGCACAGGCUCCGCUCACGACAGUUCCAACGCUAUUUGCACUUCCUCCAGAGCGGCAGCUCUCAAUCCAAAGUGCAGGAAUGGAAAGGCAGCUGUCUACUACUAGUGCUACAUCAGCCAAGUGUUUCCCAGUGGAGUGCAUGAUCGAAAGUAGCUACUUCACCACCCCAGUUGUGUCCCCCCCCAACAUCUCUCUCACACGCAAGUUUGCGACGGAGCUGAUAGGGACAUUCGUGCUGAUAUUCGCUGCCACUGCCACGCCGAUUGUGAACGAGAAGACAAAGGGAUCAGUCACUCUGCUUGGCAACGCUGCCACAGCUGGGUUAGCCAUCAUGAUUGUCAUCUUUGCAACAGGCCACAUCUCAGGUGCCCAUGUCAAUCCGGCCAUAACCAUUGCCUUCGCUUCUCUUCGCCACUUCCCUUGGGUCCAGGUCCCAUUUUACAUUGCGGCUCAAGUGCUGGGUUCAAUUGCAGCAUCAUUCACUCUCAAGGGCAUCUUUCACCCCUAUAUGCACGGCGGUGUAACAUUGCCGCAAGGAGCUUACUGGCCUUCGUUUCUGCUGGAAUUCAUCAUCUCGUUCAACCUCAUGUUUGUGAUAACAGCAGUUGCGACAGAUACUCGUGCAGUAGGGGAGCUCGCGGGCAUUGCUGUUGGCGCGUGUGUGAUGAUGAAUAUCAUGAUUGCUGGUUCAACAUCAGGAGCAUCAAUGAACCCAGUGCGCACCCUCGGUCCAGCAAUCGCUGUCAACAACUACAAGGGCAUCUGGUUGUACAUGCUGGGACCAGUGCUGGGCAUGCUCGCUGGAGCCACCGCUUACACUGCUGUCCGCUUGAAAGAGGAAGACCCUCCCCGCCUCCCAGUUCGCGUCUUCCAUCGUUGAAAUGUUUCAGCAAUUCUGGGAAUAGGUACACUACUAAUUGCAUAUAACCAAAUACAUAUAAUAAUGCUGUCAAUUUAGAUCGCGGCGCUUCUCAAUCCUCUGAUUUCUCAUGUCACGGACAUGCUUUCUCCCUCCCUCUCUGGUCUAAGUCUACUCUGUUGACCUCUUCACUAUGCCUCUCUUCCUCGUCCAAAUUGUGAUCAAUUUGUUGGAUUUCUUCACCCCUUGUGUCGUCUCAUCUUCUGAGAUUCCAACUCUUCACACCCUUUCGUAUUGAAUUGUCUUCAUAUCCCAAUCGAUCUGUACUGCCGAGCUUCCCCUGGUUCACUUCUACACUCCAUUAUCUUAACUCCGAAUCAACUUCCUCUCCUUCCUGUUCCCUCUGACCAGUCGAAUUGUACACAUCCGUCCAAGAGAGUUGAGACCUCCGUAUCCACAGAUCUCAAGAAGGUCGACAACAGCAGCCAUUUCGACGUAGUAUUCGAAUGUUUUCGUCUCUAUGUUAUGUGAUGCACUUUAAUUAACAGACACUGCCCAGUGUUUCUCCUGCAUGUCUUACCAACUUAUCAAGGUCAGGUCCAUUUUAUGUGGAGCCUAAAAAUCUUGAUUCAUGGUGGCCUCGUACUUGUGCGGUGAACACGUCGUCACAGUAUUCCUGCAUAAAUAUAUAUACUAUAUUUGAUCAUUA